CGUCUCUAAGGCGCUGGAUUGGGAGGAGGCGGCGGGGUAGUACGACCAGGAACUGCUCCAGCUGCGGCUGGGAGGGGACCGGGAGACGCCCGCGGUUGCGUGUCGGUCCUAUGGGGCCUUGAGGAUACAGCCCCGGCUAGAGAGGGCUUUUCGGUUGGAGUCGGUGGGAGGAUGGAGGGUCAGGGACCUCCGGGAGCUGGUGGCGGCGAGGAGCCGCUGAGCUCUGGCAGGAUGAACUCGAAGCGGAGAGGGCGCGCCGCGGAAGAGGAGAGCCGGAACAAACCCAAGCUGAAUAUUCAAAUAAAAACUUUGGCAGAUGAUGUGCGUGACAGAAUAACCACCUUCAGAAAAUCAGCAGUGAAAAAAGAGAAACCUCUUAUUCAGCAUCCUAUUGACUCUCAGCCUUCUAUAAGUGAAAUUCCACUUGCCCAGGCGCUUGUUGAUGAGCGUUGUAUGAACUUAUCAGAAAAGGAAGUUAUGGAUCUCUUUGAAAAGAUGAUGGAAGACAUGAAUCUAAACGAAGAACGAAAAGCUCCUUUAAGAGAUAAAGACUUGACUACAAAACGUGAGAUGGUUGUCCAAUACAUUUCUGCAACUGCCAAAUCCAUAGUCGGAAGUAAAGUUCCGGGUGGACUGAAAAACAGCAAGCAUGAAUGCACACUGUCUUCACAAGAAUAUAUUCAUGAAUUGCGGUCUGGAAUUUCAGAGGAAAAGCUUCUUAAUUGUCUAGAGUCUUUGAGAGUGUCUCUAACGAGUAAUCCAGUCAGCUGGGUUAAUAAUUUUGGACAUGAAGGUCUUGGACUUCUGUUGGAUGCAUUGGAAAAGCUUCUUGACAAGAAACAGCAAGAAAGUAUUGAUAAGAAGAAUCAACAUAAACUUAUCCAGUGCCUCAAAGCGUUUAUGAACAAUAAAUACGGAUUACAAAGGAUUCUAGGAGAUGAAAGAAGUCUCUUGCUGUUAUCAAGAGCAAUUGAUCCGAAGCAACCACAUAUGAUGACUGAAACAGUAAAAAUACUUUCUGCUAUCUGCAUUGUUGGAGAAGAAAAUAUUCUGGACAAGCUUUUAGGUGCUAUAACAACUGCUGCUGAGAGGCACAACAGGGAACGUUUUUCUCAGAUUGUUGAAGGAUUGGAAAACCACGAAUUCUUACAGCUGCAGGUAGCAUGUAUGCAGCUCAUCAAUGCCCUUGUUACUUCUCCAGAAGAUCUUGAUUUCAGGAUACACUUGAGAAAUGAAUUUUUACGUUGUGGCCUGAAGAAAAUAUUGCCUGGCUUGAAAGAUAAGGAUAAUGAAGAGCUUGAUAUUCAGCUGAAAGUGUUUGAUGAAAACAAAGAAGAAGACUUAAUUGAAUUGUCACAUCGACUCAAUGAUAUCAGAGCUGAAAUGGAUGAUGUGAAUGAAGUGUUCCAUCUGCUGUAUAAUAUGUUGAAAGAUACUUCUUCUGAAAAUUACUUCUUGUCAAUUCUUCAACAUUUCCUUCUCAUCAGAAACGAUUACUAUGUCCGACCUCAGUAUUACAAGAUAAUAGAAGAGUGUGUAUCACAGAUAGUAUUGCACUGCAGUGGAAUGGACCCCGAUUUUAAAUGCAGAGGAAGAAUGGAUGUGGAUUUUACUCAUCUUGUUGAUUCAUGUGUGGACAAAGCUAAAGUUGAAGAGAGUGAAAAGAAAGCAGCAGAAUUUUCCAAAAAGUUUGAUGAAGAGUUCACAGCUCGACAAGAGGCACAAGCGGAGCUUCAGAAACGAGAAGAGAAAAUCAAAGAACUUGAAACAGAAAUCAAACAGCUACGAACCCAGGGUCCAAGCCUGACAGGUCAGCUGACAGAAGUAGCACCAUUGCCUCCAACCCUACCAAGUGAGAAUGCACCACCACCUCCUCCGCCGCCGCUGCCUGGUGGAGCAAUACCUCCUCCGCCGCCGCUGCCUGGUGGAGCAAUACCUCCUCCGCCUCCACUGCCUGGUGGAGCAAUACCUCCUCCGCCGCCGCUACCUGGUGGAGCAAUACCUCCUCCGCCUCCACUGCCUGGUGGAGCAAUACCUCCACCACCUCCACUGCCUGGUGCAACAGCACCUCCUCCUCCACCACCUCCGCUGCCUGGUGGAGCCAUACCGCCACCGCCUCCGCUGCCCGGUGGAGCCAUACCUCCUCCACCUCCCUUACCUGGCGGAGCAGUACCUCCUCCUCCACCUCCCUUACCUGGCGGAGCAGUACCUCCUCCUCCACCUCCACUACCUGGCGGAGCAGUACCUCCUCCUCCACCUCCACUACCUGGCGGAGCAGUACCUCCUCCACCACCGCCUUUUGGUGGGCCUCCAAUGCCACCAGCUCUUGGAGGUGCUCCUUUUGCUCCCUUCCCGGUGGCACCUGCAUUACCACAUGGAAUGAAGGAGAAGAAAAAGUAUAAUCUGGAAGUUGCAAUGAAGAGAAUCAACUGGUCAAAGAUUGAGCCACAGAAGAUAACAGAAAACAGCUUUUGGGUAAAAGCCGAAGAAGAUAAAUUUGAAAACCCGGAACUGUUUGCAAAAUUGGCAGUUACCUUUGGAACCCAAAUGAAAGCUAAAAAGCCCGUAGAAGAAUCUGAAGAAAAGAAGGCAGUUCAGUCGAAGAAAAAGAUUAAAGAAUUAAGAGUUUUGGAUGGAAAAAGCGCACAGAAUUUAUCAAUAUUUUUGGGUUCUUUCCGUUUGCCUUACGAAGAAAUAAAAAAUAUCGUUUUGGAGGUCGAUGAAGAGAAGCUCAGUGAAUCUUUAAUUCAGAAUCUAGUGAAGAAUCUUCCUGAGCAGGAUGAACUCAAUGCCUUAGCUGAAUUAAAGAAUGAAUAUAAUGAUCUUGCUGAACCAGAACAGUUUGGAGUUGUGAUGAGCUCAGUGAAAAUGCUACGGUCACGUCUCAACGGGAUUCUUUUCAAGCUUAUGUUUGAAGAGCAUGUAAACAAUAUCAAACCUGACAUUAUGGCAGUUACACUGGCUUGUGAAGAGUUGAAGAAGAGUGAAAGCUUUAGUAAGCUUUUGGAGUUAGUGCUCUUCCUUGGAAACUACAUGAACGCUGGCUCCAGAAAUGCACAGUCUCUUGGUUUUAACAUCAGUUUCCUUUGCAAGAUUCGUGAUACUAAAUCAUCCGAUCAGAAAACAACCCUGUUGCAUUUUCUGGCUGAAAUCUGUGAGGAGAAUUACCGGGACAUCUUAAAAUUUCCAGAUGAGUUGCAGCAUGUUGAGAGUGCAAGUAAAGUUUCAGCUCAGACUUUGAAGAGCAACCUUGACUCAAUGAAGAAUCAGAUCCAGCGGCUAGAAAAAGACAUUGCGAAUUUCCCUAAAACACAGGAUGAACAUGACAAGUUUGUAGAGAAGAUGAGCAGCUUUGCUGAGAGUGCCCGUGAGCAGUAUGAAAAAUUGUCCAACAUGCACAACAACAUGACUAAACUGUAUGAAAACUUGGGAGAAUACUAUACCUUUGAUCCCAAAGUAAUAAGCAUAGAAGAAUUCUUUGGUGAUCUCAGCAACUUCAGAACUCUAUUUUUGGAUGCGUUAAAAGAAAACAACAAAAGAAGAGAAAUGGAGGAGAAAACGAAGAGAGCCAAAUUGGCAAAAGAGAAGGCUGAACGAGAGAAGCUGGAGCGACAGAAGAAGAAGCAGCAGCUGAUUGAUAUGAACAAAGAGGGUGAUGAGACAGGAGUGAUGGAUAGUCUGCUUGAGGCCCUGCAGUCAGGAGCAGCAUUUAGAGAUCGCAGGAAACGAGCUCCAAGAGGACAAGAUAACAGACGAGUCACUUUGGAAAGGUCUCGUUCUCGCCACAAUGGAGCAAUCGCAGCUGUAUGAUUCUUCUGAUGCCAAAGAAUUAGCGAAUUGUUUUAUUUACAAUAAAGUGGAAAUACUUUGAAAUGAA
Molecule: messenger RNA, 3877 nt
Organism: Dryobates pubescens (Downy woodpecker)
Lineage: Eukaryota; Metazoa; Chordata; Aves; Piciformes; Picidae
Gene: DIAPH2
Product: diaphanous related formin 2
Exons: 28
Coding region: 172-3810 (1212 amino acids)
Biological process (GO): actin cytoskeleton organization; actin filament polymerization
Cellular component (GO): actin filament; cytoplasm
Molecular function (GO): microtubule binding; small GTPase binding; actin binding
Source: RefSeq, a predicted model, not a curated record